AAAGCGCUCAGCUGUAGAGCUGAGGGAGAGAGGAGAGGACCAAACGCGUCAGCAGCAUCACCGACGUCGGUCGGGACUUCUAGUUAGGUCUUUUAACUUUUAUUUUUGCCCCCAUGAUGGCCGAGCAUCUCCUACAUUACAAUGACUCGACAGGGGUUGGGAACAGAUUCGCCCGGAAAGGAGCGUUGCGGCAGAAGAACGUGCACGAAGUGAAAAACCACAAGUUUACUGCGAGAUUCUUCAAGCAGCCGACGUUCUGUAGCCACUGUACGGAUUUCAUAUGGGGAUUUGGGAAACAAGGAUUUCAAUGCCAAGUGUGCUGUUUUGUGGUCCACAAACGGUGUCAUGAGUUCGUCAGCUUCUCCUGUCCUGGAGCAGACAAAGGUCCCGACACAGAUGACCCCAGAAGCAAGCACAAGUUCAAGAUUCACACGUACGGCAGUCCCACGUUCUGUGACCACUGUGGAUCUCUGCUGUACGGUCUCAUCCACCAGGGGAUGAAAUGUGACACCUGCGACAUGAACGUGCACAAGCAGUGUGUGGUCAACGUGCCGAGCCUGUGCGGGACGGACCACACAGAGCGCCGCGGAAGGCUGUUCCUCAAGAUCGAGGUCAGCGGGGACAGGCUACACAUCACAGUGGGAGAAGCCAGGAACCUGAUUCCUAUGGACCCAAAUGGCUUAUCAGACCCGUAUGUUAAACUCAAACUCAUCCCAGACCCAAAGAAUGAGACCAAACAAAAGACCAGAACCAUCCGCUCCUCUCUCAAUCCCUGCUGGAACGAGUCUUUCACCUUUAAGCUGAAAGUGACCGAUAAGGACCGGCGUCUGUCCAUCGAGGUGUGGGACUGGGACAGAACCACCAGGAAUGACUUCAUGGGCUCCAUGUCGUUUGGUGUGUCGGAGCUCAUCAAAGCCCACCACUGUGGAUGGUACAAGCUUUUGAACCAGGAGGAGGGCGAGUACUACAACGUUCCCAUCCCAGAGGUGGAUGAUGUCAACCUGGAGCUCAGACAGAAGUUUGAGGCCUGCAAGCUAAAUAUCCACUAUCUCAAGAAAGCCAAGCUGGGCCACGGUAAGAAAGUGAUCACGCCAUCGGACCACAGGCGCUUCAGCUUCCCCUCAAGUAACAUGGACCGAGUCCGGCUCAACGACUUCAACUUCCUGGCCCUGCUGGGCAAAGGCAGCUUCGGCAAGGUGAUGCUGGCAGAGAUGAAGUCGACGGAGGAGCUCUACGCCAUAAAGAUCCUGAAGAAAGACGUGGUGAUCCAGGACGACGACGUGGAAUGCACGAUGGUGGAGAAGAGGGUGUUGGCUCUGAGAGACAAACCACCUUUUCUCACGCAUCUCCAUUCCUGCUUUCAGACUGUGGAUCGGCUCUACUUUGUGAUGGAAUACAUUAACGGGGGCGACCUCAUGUACCACAUCCAACGUAUGGGCAAGUUUAAAGAGCCUCAGGCCGUGUUUUAUGCUUCAGAGAUUGCUGUUGGUUUGUUCUUUCUGCACCGAAAAGGAAUCAUUUACAGGGAUCUGAAGCUGGACAACGUGAUGCUGGACUGUGAAGGCCACAUUAAGAUAGCUGACUUUGGCAUGUGCAAGGAGAACAUGUAUGAAGGGAUGUCCACACGCACCUUCUGCGGCACCCCGGACUACAUCGCUCCCGAGAUUAUUGCCUACCAGCCUUACGGCAAAUCAGUGGACUGGUGGGCCUAUGGAGUUCUGCUGUAUGAGAUGCUGGCAGGGCAGCCUCCAUUUGAUGGAGAAGAUGAAGAUGAGCUCUUCCAGUCCAUCAUGGAGCACAAUGUGUCCUACCCAAAGUCCAUGUCCAAAGAAGCUGUGUCCAUCUGCAAGGGGCUGAUGACGAAGCAUCCGUCCAAGCGUCUUGGCUGUGGUCCAGAGGGUGAGCGGGACAUCAGAGAGCAGGCCUUCUUCAGACGCAUUGACUGGGAUCGCCUGGCCAAUCGGGAGAUCCAGCCGCCGUUUAAACCCAAAGUGUGUGGCAAGGGGGCAGAAAACUUUGACAAAUUUUUCACGCGCACCCAGCCGGUGUUGACCCCUCCAGACCAACUGGUCAUCGCCAACAUCGACCAGAGCGAGUUUGCCGGUUUCUCCUACGUCAACCCACAGUUCAUCCACCCGUCCCUGCACAGCGUGGUAUGAGGAGGAGCCAGCGUCCUGCGAACACCAGGCUGUUGAAAGACUCGUAUAACCCUCUAGUUUGUGUCUUAACAGUUACCAAUUCCUGUGCACAGAAAUGACCAAGGAGUUAGGAAUGUUGGAAAGAUGAAAAUCAACGUACACACACACUGUUUCUUACCCUGAAUCUGCGUUUCCAAACACACAGCUGUGGGGUUCUCCACAGCCUUUAUCUUGUGAAUGAAUGUGUCUCAGUAUCAGUUACUAUCUCCGUUUGGUGUUUAAAGAUUUAAUCACACUUCUGCACGAAAAGAACAGAUAUCUUUAUCUACAUGUAUAUUUAUAUACUUUUAAAAAUGAUCGUAAACAGCUACUCCAGUGCCAAAAUUGAGAUGACGAAAAAACGAUGAUGUGUUUUUCUCCUUGGAACCUUUCCCUUAAAACAAGUCUGCAUCUGUUGUUUUGUAACGUGCAACUACAAUAUAUCAAACUCUUUGUGGAGAAGCUGAAGCGGAUUGCGUUCCACUUUUCAGUGUGCAGAUGCGUCCUGCAGCCGUUAAGUCAGAAACGUUUUCAAGUAUUAAAAUGCUAUUUUCAUAUCCACAAUCUCUGUCGCAUGCUUGUUUUCUGACUGUGUGAGCUGUAGAGUUUAGGAUGCGUCUUGUAUCACUGUAAAGUUUAGACCCACGAUGUAAAAUGAUGUCGAUAUAUAUCUGUUCUCCGUUGGUUCUGAUGGGAAAAACAUUAUCUUCCUCUCUUUUAUGUCCAGAAAUGUCUCUAACGUGUCCCUUUUUUGUAAAUAUGACUGAAAAAAGGAGUUGCUGGCAGAUUUUAUACCACAAAAUGAAUGUGCUUUUAUUACCAUAGGCAGUUUAAACAUUUUUAUGUUUAGAUUAGACCUGAAGACAGAUGUUAUAUUUAAAUAUUUAAAGUUUGGCUGAUUCUUUGGUAGCUUUGGUAACGGCGAACCCUGUUAUACAUGUAUUGAGUAUUUAUCCAGUGUUUUAUACUCUGUGUCAUAAAGAAUAUGCAGCACUUUGUUGUGCGUGGAGCAGCCGAACGCCCUCUUGCCUUGGUCCUGUCAGGGUCGACUCCCGCUGUAACAAACCCAAUCCCAAACGGAGUCAACCCGGAGCGCCCUGCGGUCCAAACACGUCCUGUCUUUAUAUAUUUAGUGUGCAUGUGUGCGGCGAGGCCUGAUCCGAGCAUGAAAAAGACCCCUGCAUGAUACAGAGAACCCCGCUGUGGAACAUGGAGUAACGCCGAAUGAAACAACCAACCAGCAUCGUGUGUUUUCUUAUGUCGUUCAACGCUCGCCGUCGUGUAGCUCUUAACUGUCAACGAGCUAAAUCAGAAAUAUGUGAACAUUUUUUCAUCUGUUCUCUGGUGCCAAAAUCCAAAAUCGUUAUUUUUACCUUUUUUAAAAACUCACAAUAGCAAAGAUUCAAAAGGCCACAUUUAGAUUUUAAAGUAGUUCAUGACUGACUUUGCGCCUGUUGCACAUCUGGACCAAAAUGAAACCUUCAAGGUGAAAUCGAAUGUUUACAUGUCUCACAUUGAGAACCCAUGUAGAAGAAAUAAUCACAGGAAACAACAACAACCACUUCAAAUCAGUUGUGGAGAUAAUCAAAUGUUUGAGAAGAACCAUGUGUUCCUUCUACUGGCCCUGCUUUGUUAACCUUCUUGUUCCUCUGUUGAUUGUGGUAUGAUGGAAACUGUACCAAUAAAGUAUGAAAUAUAUACAGCAGAAUAUUAC
Nothobranchius furzeri (turquoise killifish) is the source of this 3891-nucleotide messenger RNA. RefSeq names its product protein kinase C, alpha, b (gene prkcab). The record is from RefSeq and is a predicted model, not a curated record. Gene Ontology annotation, biological process: peptidyl-serine phosphorylation; intracellular signal transduction. NCBI's taxonomy places the organism in Eukaryota, Metazoa, Chordata, Actinopteri, Cyprinodontiformes, Nothobranchiidae. Gene Ontology annotation, molecular function: diacylglycerol-dependent serine/threonine kinase activity; ATP binding; zinc ion binding.